AUAAAAACUUUCAGUUCAACUCCCGCUCUCCGUGGCGGCGCUGUCAUGUUACCAUAGCAAUGGACCGAAGCAAAUGGGAGAAAACAAUCAUAAAUUUUCAGGCACGUGCGCGUGGAUACCUGGCGAGGAAGGAAGUCCGUAACGCACGAGAAGACUUUGAGGACAUCGUGAAGGAAAUUGAGGGGCACUUGACCCAUUUAAAGUGGACGGACUCGGUCAUCUCGAUCCCCCAAUUCACAGACGCUGGCAGCCCACGUCCACCACCCGGCAGCUCUGCAACUGAACCUCCAGGUUUAGAGGUAGAUGCUAGUGCCCGUUCCCAGAUCUCUGCACCCUCAUCAGGAAACAAAGAUCAUCACUGUGUCCUGCUAGAGAAGACAGAAGCAGAGAGAGAUGAUUCACACACCUGUUUACCCAGCAGCAGCUCUGUUAGAGGGGAGGGAGAGGGACAAAGGCAGAGCGCUGUGGCAGAGAGCACGGAGGGGUCCUCCUCCAUCUGGAGCAGUUUGGAGCCAGAUAUGAACCAUGGUCAAUCUCACAAAGGUUCUCGACAGUACUGCUUGACUCAGGAGGUGCCCCGUACCCCAGAGGCCCUGCGUCUCCAUAGAAACACCCUGACCAUGGAGCUCCUCUGGCUUCAGCAGGCCAUUGACAGCAGGAAAAAGUACCUGUCGCUGAAGGAUAGGCUCAGCGUAUCCUGACGGCAUCGUUAAAAUGAACUGCUCUUAAAAAUGUGGGAGUGAUACGUACAAGUACGCAGGAAGUGCCACGCUAGGUUGUUUUUUCUAAAAUUGUGAUUAUCAUGUCUGGCAGAAUGUAUGACAUCAAUAAAC
This is a messenger RNA of Archocentrus centrarchus (flier cichlid), 833 nucleotides long. RefSeq names its product IQ motif containing C (gene iqcc). Lineage: Eukaryota; Metazoa; Chordata; Actinopteri; Cichliformes; Cichlidae. Gene Ontology annotation, molecular function: protein binding. The transcript is spliced from 5 exons. The record is from RefSeq and is a predicted model, not a curated record. The coding region runs from base 60 to 701 and encodes 213 amino acids.